Messenger RNA from Peniophora sp. CBMAI 1063, 1257 nucleotides. Lineage: Eukaryota; Fungi; Basidiomycota; Agaricomycetes; Russulales; Peniophoraceae. The record is from the annotation of a GenBank genome assembly.
AUGGCUUCAACGUCCAUCCCGCUCACCACACUCGCUGGACCCUCUCACUUUCUGCACGAACAACCGCCGCCACCUGACUCGCCGACGGAUAUACAGGAUGUCUUCUCUGAUGGACCUGGAAUCCUAAGAGGUUCUGCUUCCGGAGAGAACGAACCCAUCACCACCACGAGCUCACGCGCGCCUGCGUGGAAGCGCGAGCUAUACGCGCUCCUUGAGCACCCAACUUCUUCACCUGCUGCUUUCGUGGUCCACAUAUUCUCCACUGGUUUGAUCUUGCUGUCGGCUCUGGUCACGAUACUCGAGACUGUACCACAAUUCCAUGAAAUAUCGAGCGGGACAUGGUUUGGGCUGGAAACAAGCUUGGUUGCGCUGUUCACUAUAGAAUAUAUCGCUCGAUGUGUCGCCUGGAGUCUAUCGUGGAGAACGUUGGCACAAUGGGUUGGCUCGUUCUUCGGUAUCAUCGACCUGCUUGCCAUUGUACCUUACUAUGUCGAGAUUGCUUUGCAUCAAGAUACUUCUUCCCUAUUCAGGUUCUCCAUCUUGAGAACCUUCCGUCUACUCCGUGUCUUCAAAGCAUUCCGUUACAACAACGUACUGCUACUGACUAUUGAAGUCAUGUUUUUAUCAUUCCGACGCUCACAACACGCCCUGCUCGCCCUAGGUUUCUUCGUAGGAAUGGUCUUAAUCGUGUUCAGCACGUUGCUGUACUUCAUCGAACGCGGCACUUGGGAUGAGAACCUCGACGCUUUCAUCAAUGCCGAUGGAGACGUCAGCCAGUUCGCCUCCAUCCCAGCCGCUGGAUGGUUCGUGAUCGUCACAAUCACUACAGUAGGAUAUGGGGAGAUCACGCCACGAAGCUUCCUCGGGCGCUUGAUCACCCUUCCAUUACUAGUCUUCGGCCUACUUCUUAUCGCGUUACCGAGCUUCGUGCUGGGACGCGAGUUCAGCUUAGUAUGGAACGAAAUGACGAAGGAUUCUGAUGUCUUCCAGACUACGCCACCCCGUUCUCCCCGUCUAGUGCCGCAAACUCCGCCGGCACCGUCUCGACGAAGUACAAGCAUCGAUCCCAGAUCGGCUUCCCCUCAACGCGGGCGAUAUGGCGAUCGACUUACGCCGCGCGAUCUGUCAAAUCGCAAGCUUGCGCAGAAUCAGACGGAGCUGUUCCAGCAGAUUGCAGAUCUGAAAUCUGUCAUCGAGCAGCAGGGCGCGAUGUUGCGCAUGCUUGUGGAACGAGAGAAGGCGGAAGGGCGGACGUAG